Symbiodinium pilosum is the source of this 465-nucleotide messenger RNA. Lineage: Eukaryota; Dinophyceae; Suessiales; Symbiodiniaceae. The record is from the annotation of a GenBank genome assembly.
AUGAAGGAAGCGGACGGAGCUGAAGUCAUGCUGGGGCUCCUCUCUGCGCUGGCGCAUGUGCACAGCCUGGGCAUCGUUCACCGCGACGUCAAAUGCGAAAAUAUUCUGAUCGCCGAAAAUCGCGCAGUUCUUGCCGACUUCGGCAUUGCUGCCAGCCUCAAUGAUGCCAAGGCAAUGGAGAAGAUGCUUGGCUACAGCAAAGAUUCAGCACUUCCAGCUACGCGGGCCAGACACCCAGGUAAGCAGCGUGCCCAACGCAUAGGCGCCAAAUGUCCUGCAUCCUGUGCUUCUAAGGAGAGUUGGGUCUCCUGGCUAUGCCGCACCCGAAGUUCUGAAGCUUGGAAUGGAGUGUGCAUGUCGUCACUGUCGCAGCUGCUUUUGUUGUUUAGCGUACAGAACCUACGAGUAAGAGCCCACAAGUUGAUGGCAGCGAUCAGCAUGAAGAGUGUUGUUGCUAUGGUGUAG